Molecule: messenger RNA, 752 nt
Organism: Aspergillus caelatus
Lineage: Eukaryota; Fungi; Ascomycota; Eurotiomycetes; Eurotiales; Aspergillaceae
Exons: 1
Coding region: 6-707 (233 amino acids)
Source: RefSeq, a predicted model, not a curated record
GGAACAUGUCCUGGAAGCGGAAUUCUAAACAACGAACACACAUCAUUGAGGAGAAAUGCCACACCCAUGAUACCUGCGAGCGAUGUCGUCAUAGCCCCGGGACAAAUUUAUCCCCAUUUGGUCACGGAUACUUGGACACACACAACCAACCAGUGUUAUCAGCGUACGGGACAGUCCUUGUGGUCUCUGUAUGCGACAUAUCUAUAUCGUACAAGCCUGAGGCGUGUGUCUUUGCGCUAAAGUCAAUAGGGGAUCUGAAAGACAAUAUAGCUCUCUCCCUAAUGGUGGAGGAUUUGAUGCAGAGCAAACUUGUCUAUCAUACACCCAAAUGUGGUGUCAGUAACAUUAAAUCAAACGAAGGUGUAAAGUAUAAUCUUCCCUUACCAUACCGUCAGAUAGCCCAGGAGGAUAAAACUCUUCUCAUAAACUGGAUCCUAGAACUGCGCGAUAAAGACCACUCCAGUCGCAGACCCUCGCGAGAGAAGGUAAAUAACAUACAGAAGGUUAUAUACUAUCUCAACUUGGGGCACUUGGAACACGAAGCCCAGGCUCUUGUCGAACAAAAAUACCGCUUUUCAACAUUCAAUAGCAUGGUUUCCCCAGCAAGGCAAGAAAAUCGGAAGCAAAACUAUGACCAGAUUAGCCCUCACAGAAAGAUAAAACUAUGUGGCAACGAUCUGACCCCGGCGAUUUAUGACAUCGGAUGAUGGCAAAGCCUUUUUAAGGCAGCACUAUCCAAAGCAGUUCCAAGC